CAAAAGAAUCUGUCUAUUUGAAAUAAGCAAUGAAGAUAAAGCCUUAUAUACCACUAUUUAUAAAUACCCGUAAGAUUAAUUUCUACUCUUUUUUUACAUUUUCUGUUCUCAAUUUUCCCAAAAUUUCUUGUGUAUAAUAGGCCAAAAACAUUGAGGGGGUGAAAAUAAGAGAAUAAGGGGUGAAAAUAACAAUUCCCUUAUUUUCUAACACAAGAAAAAUCUGCCCAAACUGCACGUGAAAAAGUUUACUGCAUACGUAAGUGACAAAAUUGGCAGCGAAUAUUUCCCAAUUUAUUACGUGGCAGUGUCCUAAAAAGGAAAUCAAGUGUAUCAGCUUUUUAAUGUGAAUAGGUUUUCGCCAAAUUCAUAUAAUAAAGAGACAGCAUUUCAAUUUUUUUCUUUCCAAACAAUACAAUUUAAAAAAUGAAUAACAACAUAGAACAAAUCAAAGCUAACUCCACUGCAGAAGAUAUUGUCAAGUUUUAUAAUACCAACUUAAACGGCAAGGUCGUAAUUAUAACUGGUUCAAAUACUGGAAUUGGUUUAGAAACUGCUCGUGUUUUGGCAUCCGUCGGGGCAAAAGUCAUCAUACCUUGUCGAACUCUCGAAAAAGCUGAAGGUGCUAUCAGAACAAUCAAGACGCUUAUUCCUGAUGCUGAUCUGGUUGGCAUGCAACUAGACCUUUCCGACAUUUCUUCUAUCAAGACUUUUGCCAAAGAAUUUCUCGACCUAAAUAUUCCUCUUAACAUUCUCAUCAAUAAUGCAGGUAUUAUGGCAUGUCCAAAAUCAUUGACGAAGGACGGAUUUGAAACACAAUUUGGAGUUAAUCAUCUUGGUCAUUUUCUUCUCGUGGAACUUUUGACAGCAAAACUCAAGGCCAGUACACCUUCUCGCGUUGUUAUUGUCUCAUCUAGUGGAAACAGUCAAUUUUUAUCUAAAGAUGGUAUAGAUUUUGACAAUUUAAAUGGCGAAAAAGGGUAUAGUCCCUUUGGUAUGUAUGGUCAAUCUAAGCUUGCAAACAUUUUACAUGCAAAGGAGCUUCAAGAUAGAUUCGACUCCCAAAAUUCAGAUAUUACCGUUGUGAGUCUUCAUCCAGGAAGUGUUCAGACUGAAUUGAAACGUCAUCUUGAUAUCUCUGCAACCUUUAAUAUGUUCUCUACUAUGAGAAAUUACAAGACCGCUUUAAGAGAAGCCUCGAACCACAAAAAUGUCCAAGUCGGUGCUUCUACAAAUGUAUACUGUGCUGUUUCUCCCGAUAUUGUCAAAAGUGCUUUUUAUAGCAAUAAUGCUAUCAACACUGAUCUUCUGAAUGAACAAGCUAAUAACAAGCAAAUGGCAAAAAAAUUAUAUGAAGUCUCUCAGCAAUUAUUAAAUAGACAUAUCUAAAUACCUUAUUAAUAAUAAAGCAUACAUCCAAAUAAACAUGUUAUCUUUUGAAAAUUUAGGAUUACAUAAAGCACAGUAAUAAUUUAUAAGACAAUUUCUUGUCAGACAGAGUAAUGGGUAAAAACAUCACCUUUUACUAAUAUAAGUGAUACAGAUGAUGAUUACGCAAACGGUAGCAUGUUAAAGUAAGGAUUUUUAUUCUUCACCUAAUGACU
This is a messenger RNA of Mucor mucedo, 1601 nucleotides long. RefSeq lists its product as uncharacterized. The transcript is spliced from 2 exons. The record is from RefSeq and is a predicted model, not a curated record. NCBI's taxonomy places the organism in Eukaryota, Fungi, Mucoromycota, Mucoromycetes, Mucorales, Mucoraceae. Bases 424 to 1386 code for a protein of 320 amino acids.